Messenger RNA from Trypanosoma cruzi, 1509 nucleotides. Its product is annotated as retrotransposon hot spot (RHS) protein, putative. The transcript has a single exon. NCBI's taxonomy places the organism in Eukaryota, Euglenozoa, Kinetoplastea, Trypanosomatida, Trypanosomatidae. Bases 1 to 1509 code for a protein of 502 amino acids. The record is from RefSeq and is a predicted model, not a curated record.
AUGUCCGGGCGUCACGGGGAAGGAAAUGACGAUAAUGAGACGAGUCCCGCGUCUACGGGGCCGCAGGGACUUAGUCGGGCGAGAGUGAGGUUGGACUUCCACGGAGGCAGGGGCCAACCCGCUGUGCCUCGCAGAAGAGUGCGGGAAAAGCAGCGGCCAUAUUGGAGACUUGACAGUGAGGUGAAAGAUGUGCUGCUGGAGGGAGAGGCCCGCGGCAAUUACAUGAAGCUGAAUGAUUUUCUUCGGAGGCAUAUCGGCCCCAGCGCAGUUGUCGAUGAAAGAUACAAUGUGACGAUGGAAGUAUUUUUAGUGAAGCCGAAGGCUUACGUGCAGGAUCCGCAGCUGCUUGGACAAAUUCUCAAUUUGACAGAGUAUCACGCGCUGCAAGAGACUUACAAGCUUAGGGGAGAUACGUACAGACUUCAUCGCGAAGGUGUGAUCUUUCUUGAACAAUGGGGAAACUUUGAACGGAAGAAUAUGUGCACUCCUCUUGCAAGGCUAAAACUCGAUGCAGCCCUUAAGGUGGCACCGAAACAAGAAAAGGCAUACAUGCUGGAGGGACACUACGACUCUCUGUACGAUGCGGGGUGGCAUCAUGUCAUGGAAGUUCCCGACGGCGAGGGGACGGGAAUGAAGGUGCAUGAGGGGAAACCAGCACAGUCAUGGACGUACAAGAAAGUUGGCAACACGCUUGAAAAGGAUGACGGUGUGGAGCAAUCCGGUGCACCGCGUCUCAGGCUGAUGGUGCUCACCUCGGACUGGGCAUGGCCGUAUUCUUGGCUGCUAGGGAAACCGAUUCGUGACUGCUAUGUGAACUGCGAGGUGGAUCGAGUUUGGCAGAUCGUCAACGGCGAUCUCACCGAGUGGUUCAGCAAUUUUGAUUUGACUCUCAAUCCUUCACCCGUGAUGCGUCUCUUGGUUGGGGCGCCCGGGAUCGGGAAAUCGAUGGCUGCCGGUUCGUACCUCCUCUACCAACUGCUGCACUAUGAUGCGGAGAAACUCCCUGUGGUUGCGUACCGCAUUGCGGAUCGAACAUUCAUGUUUGACAAGGCUACCCAAAAGGUGUCACAUUACAUUGGUAAGGAAGCGGUUUUGAAAUCUGUGGAGGAAUUUUCUGGGCGUGGGAUGAAGGGGUAUAUCAUCUACAACGUGGCCGAGCCUAUUCAUGAACCGUCUGUUCGUUUGCUUCCCAGGGGAUGGGGCAUGAUUGUGGUGACGCCACCAGAAGAGAGUGCCCACAGAAGAUGUAAGAAGCAGUUGAGGGGCAGGCGGAUCAUAAUGAAUUGCCCACAGGAGAGCGAUGUGAAGGCAAUGUGCGUGUGGAAGAAGCGCAAUCAGUCAGCUGAGGCGCAGGUGGGAUACUGGCAGGAGGUAAGAGGCUACAUGAAUAAGGUGGGAUCCAUCCUCCGUGACCUGUUCAGUGAGAGAGAUACUAAUGCACGCCUUUCCGCUGCGAGGGAGCCGUGGAAUGGAUUGCCUCAUCAAAUGCUCAUGACUACAUUGGCGUGA